Molecule: messenger RNA, 1529 nt
Organism: Vicia villosa (hairy vetch)
Lineage: Eukaryota; Viridiplantae; Streptophyta; Magnoliopsida; Fabales; Fabaceae
Product: 2-oxoglutarate-dependent dioxygenase 19-like
Exons: 3
Coding region: 143-1240 (365 amino acids)
Source: RefSeq, a predicted model, not a curated record
UUAAUAGUUAGCUAGAUUGAUAUACGCGUUUUAGAUAAACCUUAACCGAGUAAGGAAGAGAACACAAAAAAGGAUACAUCUUUUGUUGCUUAGUUAUAUAAUAGUUUCUUGUCACUUAUCUUUUCUUUAUCUGUUACUCUAAAUGGCUUCAUCAGUUCCUCCUGAAGUUAGCAAAAAAUCCAAAAAUAGAAAAACUAGUUUCAAAAGUGUGAAAGCAUUAUCAGAAUCACCAGAUUUCAACUCUAUUCCAUCCUCAUACAAAUUCACCACCAGCCCACAUGACAGAAAAGAAAUAGUAGCAGAACCAGAUGACAAUGAUCCAAUUCCAGUUAUUGAUUAUUCCCUCCUGGCCACCGGUACACCUGAUCAACGAACCAAAACUAUUCAUAACAUAGGCAAGGCUUGUGAAGAGUGGGGGUUCUUCAUGCUAAUUAAUCACUUUGUUUCGAAGAGCCUCGUGGAGAAAAUGGUUGAUCAAGUUUUUGCUUUCUUUAAUCUUAGAGAGGAAGAGAAACAAGAGUAUGCAGGUAAGAAGGAUGUACUCGAUCCAAUAAGGUAUGGAACCAGCUUCAAUGCUUCAGAGGAUAGAGUCUUGUUCUGGAGAGAUUUCGUUAAAAUCAUCGUUCACCCCGAAUUUCACUCACCGGUCAAGCCUUCCGGAUUCAGGGAAACAUCUGAAGAAUAUAGUAGAAGAAUAUGGAAAUUAGGAAAGGAACUACUGAAAGGAAUAUCAGAAAGCUUAGGAUUGGAACUCAACUAUAUAAACAGAAAAAUGAAUCUAGAUUCUGGUUUACAAAUGUUGGCAGCAAACUUUUAUCCUCCUUGUCCUCAACCGGAACUUGCAAUGGGAAUGCCCCCGCAUUCUGAUCACGGCCUCUUGAACCUACUUAUACAGAACGGAGUUAGUGGCCUUCAAGUUCUUCACAAAGGCAAGUGGAUCAAUGUCAGCUCCACUUCAAAUUGUUUCUUGGUCCUUGUGUCUGAUCAUCUUGAGAUUAUGAGCAAUGGCAAGUACAAAAGUGUAGUACAUAGAGCAGCUGUGAGCAAAGGAGCUACUAGAAUGUCGCUGGCAACGGUUAUUGCACCAUCGUUGGAGACUGUGGUUGAACCAGCUUCAGAGCUACUAGACAAUGCGAGAAAUCCAGCAGCAUAUGUUGGGAUGAAACACAUAGAUUACAUGGAACUUCAACGAAGCAACCAGCUUUAUGGGAAGUCUGUGCUUAACAAAGUGAAAAUCUGAUUCUGAAUCAUCUCAAGUGUUGCUAUAAGUAGUAGGCCAAACAAUAGAUAACAUGUAUAAAUAAGUUUCACACUAUGAUUUUCUUCAUAUGCUUUGCACGGUUCUAAACUAGUAUGUUUACAUCAUAGUUGUUUACUGUCAAGGUUUGAAUCCUUAGAUGGCUUAAGGAUAAAAGUAUUUUCGUUUCUUUCAUUUGAGAAUCAAGAUGAUAUCAUGAUCUUUUGCUGCAGAGGUACAAAUGUUAGCAGCAAAUCUUUAUUUGAGAAUAAAGAUGAUAUCGUUUCUUUCA